AUGUUCGCCGCCGCCCGCUCCUCCAUCGCGAAGCAGAGCAUCCGCUCCUUCAGCACCUCGCGUGCCGUGUCCCAGGACAUGAGCCGCCUCACCCUCAUCGGCCGUCUUGGCGGUGACCCCGUCCAGCGCGAGACUACCACCGGCAAGCCUUACUACACCUACGCUGUGGCCACCAUGGUCGGACCCGGUACCCAGGACGAGCAGGGCAACCACCUCCCACCCCCCACCUCGUGGCACACUGUGUUUGCCUUCUCGGAGACCUCGCACAAGAUCCUCGGCAAGAUUGGCAAGGGCUCUACUGUCUACGUCGAGGCCGAGCUUGAGAUGCGUUCAGGCGGCGCUGCUGCUGACGGCUCGCCUCUCCCUGACCGUCCCCUCCUCCGUCACCGUACCAUCAAUGUCAUUAACCGCGUCCGCCCCCAAUCUGACGAGGUCGUCGAUGUUGAGACUGAGGAGCAGAAGGAUUAA
Messenger RNA from Apiotrichum porosum, 468 nucleotides. RefSeq lists its product as uncharacterized. Lineage: Eukaryota; Fungi; Basidiomycota; Tremellomycetes; Trichosporonales; Trichosporonaceae. Gene Ontology annotation, molecular function: single-stranded DNA binding. The coding region runs from base 1 to 468 and encodes 155 amino acids. The transcript has 6 exons. The record is from RefSeq and is a predicted model, not a curated record.